AUGAAUACUACUGACAUUGAUAUUAAUAUAACCUGUAAUGAGGGUAGAACACCUCUUCAUUAUUCAUGUCGUCAUGGAAAUAUUGAUCUCAGUCAAUAUCUCAUUGAAGUACAAGACAGUGACAUUAACAUAAUUGAUAAUAAGAAGUGGAAUGCAUUAACUCAUAGUGCUUGGAGUGGUAACAUUAAGCUAGUCCAAUACCUUACUAAUAAUUAUCAAUUGCCUCUAUUGUCGUUUGCAUUACUUCAAGCAGUACGCAGUUCAUUAGCUAAAUUAUUAGUUAAUGAAUAUAAACUAGAUCCUCAAGUUGAAGAUAAUGAAGGUAUGAAAGCAGUUCAUUGUGCAGCUCAAGUUGGUGCUAUUGAUGUCUUAGAGUAUUUAGUAAAAGAUUGUGGAUGUAAUUUGGAUAGAGUAGGUGGUUUACACAACAUGAAUGUGUUUCAUUAUUCUACAGUGAACGGUCAUUUUUCCUUUAUUAAAUAUAUUAUGAAUAUAUAUCCACAAUAUAAUAAUCUAUUAUAUUCUACUAAUGAUAAUGGUGCUCCACCAGUUCAUUAUGCCUGUGCUAGUGGGGUAACACAACUAGUGUCAUUUCUAAUUGAUGUAAUGAAAUGUGAUGUCACUACUGAAGAUAUAAAUGGCUAUACUUGUGUCACACGUGCAUGUUCCUCCGGCAAUGUUGAUAUUUUGAAAUUAUUAUUAAAACAAUACAACCUUAAUCCUAGAAUAUUUCGUGGAAUAUCAUCACUACAAGCUGCAGUGGCAUAUGGAUAUGUUCAUAUACUAGAAUGGCUCAAACAAGAGUACCAUAUCAAUAUAGUUACAUUUAUGAAAGGUGUGUUACCUUUUCUUGCUGCACAAUAUAACCGUUUAUAUUGUUUAAAGCAUUUAUUAAGCAAUUAUUCUUUUGAUAUUAAUGCCACUAAACCAAUUAACAGUACUCAAUAUACACUCCUUCACAUAGCAUGUCAGAAAGGACAUGUUGCUAUGGUUCUCUACCUCACUAGUUUUCCUCAGUGUGACGUAUCAGCUAAAACUUCAAACGGAUCAACAGUUCUUCAUUUAUCAUGUGAAAGUUGCUCUAUUCCUAUACUCAAACAUCUAGUGGAGGAGCAUCAGUUGGAUCUCACUAUUAAAGAUUUCAAUGGAAUGGCUCCAAUUCAUGUAGCCUGUGAAGAAGGAUCAUUGAGUAUAGUCAAGUACAUUAUAGACCAUUCACCAUUAUCUCUUGAUAUGACUGACUCUUUUGGACGUACUCCACUACUUAUUGCAGCUUUCUCUAAAAACUUUCCCAUCAUUCGUUACCUCAACAGUAAAAACUGCAACAUUUCUAUACUGGACGAUAAAGGGUUUAAUGUAAUACACAUAUUGGCAAAGGGAGUGUCUACUAUAGCAGCAGCUUACAAGUUUCUUAAUAUUGACAUUUAUUCAAUUAAUGAGAAGAGACUGACUCCAUUACACUUAGCAGCAGCUAAUGGUCACGUUAAUACAGUCAUGUCUCUCUUAUCAGUGACUACUGGUACUACAAAUCAUGACGAGCUCCUUGGAGCAGUGGAUGGUGAUGGUUGUUCUUGUCUUCAUUUAGCUUGUCAAAAUGGUCACUAUAGGAUGGUACUGUAUCUCUCUGAGGUGUAUCCAGCUAAUGUUUAUAGUUUCAAUAAUAAUGAGGAAGGAUUGCUUCAUGGAGCUGCUCAGAGUGGUAAUAAGGAUAUAAUUCAAUUCCUAGUGGAAUCACACGGUCUUGAUCCAGAGUCACAGGAUAAAGAUGGAGUGACAUGUCUACACAUAAUAGCAAAGCAAGGAGAUAAAGAGAUAUACGAGUAUCUUGUACCUCGUGUUAGGAAUAAUCCAACUCCUAAGAAUAAAGCUGGUCGGUCUCCACUUCAUUACGCUAGCAGACAUUAUGACAUGUCAGUGUAUCUGAUUCAAUCUUUUAAUAUUCAUCCUGAAGACAAAGACAGUAAUGGAUUCACUGGUGUUCAUGCUGCCUGUCAAGCUGGUAACAUGCGACUGAAACACAUGACUCUAAAGGUCUGUUGUAUUUUGCAUGCUUGA
This is a messenger RNA of Amphimedon queenslandica, 2055 nucleotides long. RefSeq names its product putative ankyrin repeat protein RF_0381. NCBI's taxonomy places the organism in Eukaryota, Metazoa, Porifera, Demospongiae, Haplosclerida, Niphatidae. Gene Ontology annotation, molecular function: protein binding. The transcript has 3 exons. The coding region runs from base 1 to 2055 and encodes 684 amino acids. The record is from RefSeq and is a predicted model, not a curated record.